Messenger RNA from Corythoichthys intestinalis (scribbled pipefish), 2756 nucleotides. It is a transcript of the gene tslig1, whose product is annotated as zinc finger and BTB domain containing 8 opposite strand. The coding region runs from base 97 to 585 and encodes 162 amino acids. Gene Ontology annotation, biological process: tRNA splicing, via endonucleolytic cleavage and ligation. The transcript is spliced from 7 exons. Lineage: Eukaryota; Metazoa; Chordata; Actinopteri; Syngnathiformes; Syngnathidae. Gene Ontology annotation, cellular component: tRNA-splicing ligase complex. The record is from RefSeq and is a predicted model, not a curated record.
CGCGUCCCGCCCCGUCGACCAUGUUGGAAAACCACCGUGGAUUCCGACAUGCUACAAGUUAGCUCUCGACACUCACCAAACAGCCCUGUGAGCUAAAUGGACGACCGACAGCUCGACCUGACAGAGGCGCAGAAACAAACCAAAUUGAAGCACCCUCGCAUUGUCAAGAAAUAUGAAUACUUGGAUCAUACAGCAGAUGUACAAAUCCACUCCUGGGGGAACUCUUUGGAAGAAGCCUUUGAACAAUGUGCCAUGGGCAUGUUUGGCUACAUGACAGACACAGAGACUGUGGAACCCACAGAUACUAUAGAAGUGGUGUCAGAAGGAGACGACCUAUUAUCACUGCUCUUCCACUUCCUAGAUGACUGGCUGUACAAGUUUAGUGCAGUUGAUUUCUUUAUUCCUAGGGAAGUUAAGGUUUUGCACAUUGACCGAACCAAUUUCAAGAUUCGCUCUAUUGGGUGGGGUGAAGAAUUCUCGCUGUUGAAGCAUCCACAGGGGACAGAAGUGAAAGCCAUUACAUAUUCUGCAAUGCAAAUUCACGAUACUGAAAAACCAGAGAUAUUUGCAAUUGUUGAUAUAUGAUCCUCAAGGUGUUAAUUACGUGACUGGUUCAGUGUGAGUGGAAUAGUAUAUUGAUAGCCAAAUUAAAUGGUCUUUUCGUGUAAGAAAUUGAUAAUUUAAUUGUAAAAUAUUGUUCUUAAAUCCUUAAAUAUUUUAUCAUACUUACAUCAACUAUUCAUUGUUUAUGCCGGACAUGUCCAAAGUCCGGCCCGGGGGCCAAAUGCGGCCCGUGGUCAAAUUUCAUCCGGCCCCCAGUCCCUGUCAUAAAAUCAAUAACGUCUGGCCUGUACACAGACUUGGUAAAUUGGUCAGCAGUACUGCUACCAGCAUAUGAAGUAGCUUACACACUAAAUGCUGCUCCUCAUUUACCCACUAAAAGACAGCAGCACUCUGAGCAACAUCAACCGUGUGACCCUCUACUUCCAAUUUUCUGAAAUGGCGACAAUCAACAAGAAAAAGAAAGUUGACUGCGACGGCCGACACUCCAAGGAUAGGUGGAAAUUGGACUAUUUCUUCACUAAAAUACACAACAACUGUGUCUGCCUCAUUUGCAAAAAAGGCAGUCGCUGUUUUUAAAGAGUUCAAUGUGAGGCGAUAUUACCAAACAAGACACGCUGACAUGCAUGACAAGAUUAUAGGGAAGAUACGCGAAGAAAAAUUGAAGCAACUUGAAGCUAGUUUAACUUUACAACAGCAGUAUUUUGCAAGAGCCAGAGAGUCGAAAGAGAACGCCACAAAGGCUAGCUGUGAGAUUGUUAAAAUUUUUAAUAAAAAAAAAAUAAUAAAGCAAUUGUAACAACCAGAAUGGCUUGCUAAAAUUUGCUUAAAUAUAUUCUUCUACGUAAAGGACGUCAGCCAAGGUCGGCCCCCCACAUUUUUACCGCACCAAAUCUGGCCCCCUUUGCAAAAGGUUUGGACACCCCUGGUUUAUGCACUACCAGAAUAAUUGUCAUGAUUGCUUGUUGAUUUGCCAUUCAGUAUGUAGUAUUUAACGUAAGAAGGGGAAUUAGGCCCCAUGGGGCAUUCAAGGGAUAGACAAAACCAUGAUCAUGACAUCCCAGCGGAAAGAAUCUUGUUUAAUAAAGUUAAGACACAAUUUUAUUUUUCCGGUGUGUAGUAGUGGAGAAAAUGAAAAACAAAAGCCAAUAUUUCCCAGAAGUAGGUGAAAUAGCUGGUGUAAGACAUUUUUAAAUGCCAGAACCAUUUUAGCAAAUCAAAUGCGAGUAUUUCUGAUGGUCAAGCCUAACUAUUCUAUUCGUCACGCAUUGGCUAACUACUGUGCUAUGCACCGUCAAUGGCCUAUUCUGCGUCAAUGGACCCAGGAACUGAAGCAAGCUUCGUCUGAGUCUCAGAUGGAGCAAGAUGGGGACAGAUUGCACAGUUACAAAAUCUAUAAAGAGUGUCUGUGUGCCUAUUUUCUUUGCCACUUUUUACGCGUGGUGUGACUGAGAUCACAUUUAUGACAUAAUGGCUGUUUUCUUCGGAAGUGUCAUUUUUGGGUUUGCACAUUUUCUCCACUACCCGACAUCUGGGAAAUACUCGAUAUGCAUUUCUCAGAGACAUCAAGCCCCGCUACAACAUGUUUCAUCAGGCAUGCUUUUUAUCCCCACUUCUCUCCCAACGGGCCCCUUCGAGGCACAGGUGCAACUGCAACACUAGCCCACCUCUCACGCCAAGCUCCGCCCCUGUUCCCUUCCUGUUUAGUGAUAACCUGGAUGGUUCUCUGAUUGACUCAACAAGUCAAGUGUAUAAUCUCCCUUUAGCCUGAAGUCUGCUGGGACAGACUCAAGUGCCCUACAAUCCUGAGCAGGAUAGGAUGUGAUUAAAAUGGAUUAAUGGAAAAGUACUGUUUUGCUUUUUAUGUUUGUGAAUCAAAAGUCACUAAAAUGAUACUACUGUGUGGAGUUUUUUUGUCUACUUAAUUUUUAAGCAUUUGAGCAACCUGAGCUGUAACAUACUGUGGAUAAAACUAGAAUGCAAUAAAAUAAAUGUGUGUGUGUUUAUAAUUAAGUGUAAAAUAUAUUGCUUUGUCCUGAAGUACAUUGCAGACAAGAAUGCACCUUUUAAGUAAAGAUAAUUCUACCUUUCAUCAGUUUUUAAUGGUGGCUCUAUUAUGUGUUUUUUUUUUUUUUUUUUUGGUGUUUAUUAACACAACAAAUACAAAAUAAAAACAGGGUGACUGGUCCAUAUAC